Molecule: messenger RNA, 715 nt
Organism: Manihot esculenta (cassava)
Lineage: Eukaryota; Viridiplantae; Streptophyta; Magnoliopsida; Malpighiales; Euphorbiaceae
Exons: 1
Coding region: 107-469 (120 amino acids)
Source: RefSeq, a predicted model, not a curated record
AGGCAGCUCUACCGCGUCCCAGCAGCUACUUUAAGACCAGUUCAGCGUUCACAGUUCACAGCCCCAUUUCCGAUUCGCUACUUAGAAAAAUCACAAUUCCCCCAAAAUGAUGCAAGACAGAGCUCACGGAGGUACACCCCAUGGAAUCAUAAUAGCAGUAGUAGUGUGCACGGUGGUGCUUGCUCCCUUCCUCUUAGGGGACCAAGGCGAGGCCAUUACUGAAGCCAUUACCGAGCUCUUAAGCCCCGUAGGUCUCCUCCUCCUCCCCAUUAUCCUUCUCCUGACCAUCCAGUUCCUCUCCUCCGAUCGCGGCUCAUUUGUCUCCGCUAUCUUCUCUACCGGCGAACCUGACACCAUUCACCGAGUCAGUGGCUCACCUUUCGGCGUUGCUCUUUUUCUGGUUCUGAUCUUGUUUUUGCUUUAUAAUCGCAUGUCCAUCUUCGGCGGCGAUGAUGAUUCCGGCGCUUAAGUUGCAUGGAUCUAGCCUAGUAUUUUUAUGUUUAUAAAAAUAAAUUUCCUUUGUUGUAUACGGUACAGUAUGUACGUAGAUUUUUCUCGCAUAAAAACGGGAUGGUAUUUUUGUAUUUAGAAUUUUAGUUCGAGGGCGUUAUGGUAAUUGAAAGUUGUGAGAAGUGUAACUGCCAUGAAAAGUGGGAAGUUGAAGAUGAAAUAUCUGUAUUUUUUUAAUGAAAUGACAAAAUUGCCAUUGAUAUCA